GUUGACAGAGAAGGAAAAAUUUGAGGGAGGAUGGAUGCAAAAGCUCGAAAUUGUUUGCUUCAACAUAGAGAAGCCCUGGAAAGGGACGUCAAAACAUCCUACAUCAUGGAUCACAUGAUUAGUGAUGGAGUUUUAACAGUGUCGGAGGAGGAAAAAGUAAAAAAUGAGCCCACCCAACGGCAACGAGCAGCUAUGCUAAUUAAAACGAUACUUGAAAAAGAUAAUUAUUCCUAUAUAUCAUUCUACAAUGCUCUGCUACAUGAAGGGUAUAAAGAUCUUGCCGACCUUCUCCAUCGUGGCAUUCCUGUCAUAUCUUCUUCCAAUGGCAAAGAUUCAGUUGGAAUAACUUCAUAUGUAAGGACAGUCCUGUGUGAAGGUGGAGUACCACAGAGGCCCGUUGUUUUUGUUACUAGGAGGAAGCUAGUGAAUGCAAUUCAGCAGAAGCUCUUCAAACUGAGUGGUGAACCGGGAUGGGUCACCAUAUAUGGAAUGGCAGGUUGUGGGAAGUCUGUAUUAGCUGCAGAAGCUGUUCGAGAUCAUUCUUUCUUAGAAGUUUGUUUCCCAGGGGGUGUGCAUUGGGUUUCAGUUGGGAAACAAGACAAAUCUGGGCUUCUGAUGAAACUGCAGAAUCUUUGCACACGGUUGGCUCAGGAUGAGAAUUUCUCCCAGAGGCUUCCACUUAAUAUUGAAGAAGCUAAAGACCGUCUCCGCAUUCUGAUGCUGCGCAAACAUCCAAGGUCUCUGUUGAUUUUGGAUGAUGUUUGGGAUCCUUGGGUGUUAAAAGCUUUUGACAAUCAGUGUCAGAUUCUUCUUACAACCAGAGACAAGAGUGUUACAGAUUCAGUAAUGGGUCCUAAAUAUGUAGUCCCUGUGGAGAGUGGUUUAGGAAGAGAAAAAGGACUUGAAAUUUUAUCCCUUUUUGUUAAUAUGAAGAAAGCAGAUUUGCCAGAACAAGCUCACAGUAUUAUAAAAAAAUGUAAAGGUUCACCUCUUGUAGUUUCUUUAAUUGGUGCACUUUUACGAGAUUUUCCCAACCGCUGGGAGUACUACCUCAGGCAACUUCAGAAUAAGCAAUUUAAGAAGAUAAGGAAAUCUUCAUCUUAUGAUUAUGAGGCUUUGGAUGAAGCCAUGUCUAUAAGUGUUGAAAUGCUCAGAGAAGACAUCAAAGAUUAUUACACAGAUCUUUCCAUCCUUCAGAAAGAUGUUAAGGUGCCUACGAAGGUGUUGUGUAUCCUCUGGGAUAUGGAAACUGAAGAAGUUGAAGACAUACUGCAGGAGUUUGUUAAUAAGUCUCUCUUGUUCUGUGAUCGAAAUGGAAAAUCAUUUCUUUAUUAUUUACAUGAUCUUCAAGUAGAUUUCCUCACACAGAAGAAUCACAGCCAGCUUCAGGAUCUACACAAGAAACUAAUCACUCAGUUCCAGAGACAUUUCCGGCUACAUUGUCUUUCACCGGAUCAGGAGGACUGCAUGUAUUGGUACAAUUUUCUGGCCUAUCACAUGGCUAGUGCUAAAAUGCACAAAGAACUGUGUGCUUUAAUGUUUUCCCUGGAUUGGAUUAAAGCAAAAACGGAGCUCGUAGGCCCUGCUCAUCUGAUUCAUGAAUUUGUGGAAUACAGGCAUAUGUUGGAUGAAAAGGAUGGUACAGUCUGUGAGAAUUUCCAGGAGUUUUUAUCUUUAAAUGGACAUCUUCUUGGACGACAGCCAUUUCCUAAUAUUGUACAACUGGGCCUCUGUGAACUGGAAACUUCAGAAGUUUAUCAGCAAGCUAAGCUGAAGGCCAAGCAGGAGGUCGAUAACGGAAUGCUUUACUUGGAAUGGAUAAACAAAGAAAACAUCAAGAAUCUCUCCCGCUUGGUCGUCCGCCCCCAUACAGAUGCUGUGUACCAUGCUUGCUUUUCUGAGGAUGGUCAAAGAAUAGCUUCUUGUGGAGCUGAUAAAAACUUGCAGGUUUUCAAAGCUGAAACAGGAGAGAAACUUCUAGAAAUCAAGGCUCAUGAGGAUGAAGUGCUUUGCUGUGCAUUUUCUGCAGAUGACAGAUUUAUAGCAACCUGCUCAGUGGAUAAAAAAGUGAAGAUUUGGAAUUCUAUGUCUGGGGAACUAGUACAUACCUAUGACGAGCACUCAGAGCAAGUCAAUUGCUGCCACUUCACCAACAAUAGUAAUCACCUGCUCUUAGCCACUGGUUCAAAUGACUGUUUCCUCAAACUCUGGGCUCUGAAUCAAAAAGAAUGUCGAAAUACCAUGUUUGGCCAUACAAAUUCAGUCAAUCACUGCAGAUUUUCACCAGAUGAUAAGCUUUUGGCUAGUUGUUCAGCUGAUGGAACAUUAAAGCUUUGGGAUGUGAAAUCAGCAAACGAGAGGAAGAGCAUUAAUGUGAAGCAGUUCUUCCUAAAUUCAGAGGAGCCUCAUGAGGAUAUGGAAGUGAUAGUGAAAUGCUGUUCAUGGUCUGCUGAUGGUGCUAGGAUAAUGGUGGCAGCAAAAAAUAAAGUCUUUCUGUUUGACAUUCACACCAGUGGCCUGUUGGCAGAAAUCCACACAGGCCAUCAUAGCACUGUCCAGUACUGUGACUUCUCCCCCCAUAACCAUCUGGCAGUGGUGGCUUUGCCCCAGUACUGCGUGGAGUUGUGGAAUAUGGACUCAUGUUUAAAAGUAGCUGAUUGUAGAGGACAUUUAAGUUGGGUCCAUUGUGUGAUGUUUUCUCCUGAUGGAUCAUCAUUUUUGACGUCUUCUGAUGACCAGACAAUCAGGCUCUGGGAGACAAAGAAAGUAUGUAAGAACUCUGCUAUAGCGUUAAAGCAAGAAAUAGAUGUUGUGUUUCAAGAAAAUGAAGUGAUGGUUCUUGCAGUUGAUGAUAUAAAACGUCUGCAACUCAUUAAUGGAAACACAGGUCAGAUUGAUUAUCUGACUGAAGCUCAAGUGAGUUGCUGUUGCUUAAGUCCACAUCUUCAGUACCUUGCAUUUGGAGGCGAAGAUGGAGCCAUUCAGAUUUUAGAACUCCUAAACAACAGAAUCUUCCAAUCCAGGAUUGGGCACAAGAACACUGUACGGCACAUCCAAUUCACAGCUGAUGCAAAGACUCUUAUCUCAAGCUCUGAUGACUCUGCAAUUCAGGUAUGGAAUUGGCCAUCAGAGGAAUAUGUCUUUCUGCAAGCCCAUCAGGAAACUGUGAAAGACUUUAAACUCUUGAAAAAUUCAAGAUUGCUUUCCUGGUCAUUUGAUGGAACAGUGAAGGUAUGGAAUAUUAUUACUGGAAGAAUAGAAAAAGACUUUGUCUGUCAUCAGGAUACAGUUCUUUCUUGUGAUAUUUCUCCUGAUGCAACCAAGUAUUCUUCUACCUCUGCUGACAAGACUGCAAAGAUUUGGAGUUUUGAGCUCCUUUCCCCUCUUCAUGAAUUGAGAGGCCACAAAGGCUGCGUGCGCUGCUCUGCCUUCUCUGUGGACAGUAGCCUGUUGGCAACUGGAGAUGACAACGGAGAAAUCAGGAUAUGGAAUGUCUCAAAUGGUGAGCUUCUUCAUUUGUUUGCUCCGAUUUCAGUAGAAGAAGGAGCUGCUACUCACGGAGGCUGGGUGACUGACCUUUGCUUUUCUCCAGAUAGCAAAAUGCUUGUUUCUGCUGGAGGAUAUCUUAAGUGGUGGAAUGUUGUCACUGGGGAAUCCUCACAGACCUUCUACACAAAUGGAACCAAUCUUAAGAAAAUACAUGUGUCCCCUGACUUCAAAACAUAUGUGACUGUUGAUAAUCUUGGUAUUUUAUAUAUUUUAAAGAUUUUAGAGUAAAAUAGUUAAGCAGCGAUGUAAGUUGAACUCUUUUAAUUUUGAAUUGGAAAAAAAAAUCCUAAUGAAACUGUAUUUCAACUUUUUAUAAAGCUGUGAAUUGUUUUGCAGUAUUGCAUUCAAUACGAAAGUGUUUG
Messenger RNA from Lagenorhynchus albirostris (white-beaked dolphin), 3911 nucleotides. It is a transcript of the gene APAF1, whose product is annotated as apoptotic peptidase activating factor 1. Gene Ontology annotation, cellular component: apoptosome. Lineage: Eukaryota; Metazoa; Chordata; Mammalia; Artiodactyla; Delphinidae. The record is from RefSeq and is a predicted model, not a curated record. Bases 31 to 3777 code for a protein of 1248 amino acids. Gene Ontology annotation, molecular function: protein binding; ADP binding. The transcript has 26 exons. Gene Ontology annotation, biological process: apoptotic signaling pathway; regulation of apoptotic process.